AUAUAACAUUUUCCCAAUGUUGUUCUCAUUUCGGCAGUUUAGCGGAAUGUUUAAACACGAGAGAAGCUGACUAAUGUGGUGUCGUUUAUCCGAUAAACAACAACGGGCCACUCGACCCGUCUCUGUUGAUAGGAAAUCAACCAGAAGCAGAAACAGACCACAGCAGUGGCGGAGUGAGACAUUGGUCGGAAUGCAGCCGCAGCAGCAGCGCUCAACAUCAUUUCCCAACCGAUUUCAAUUGAAUUUCCCGGGCGUAUAUAGUGUCGUCUCAGUAUAGAAAUCUCAAUUCAAACGGGACGGAAGGGAGCAGCGUGUUCUUCUCUCUUUCUCUCUGUUAGGCAACGGCACGAGUUUCAAGGUCUCUGCAGCGUUAUUCCUCUGGAGGGUGAGUGUGUUGUUUACAUUCGACUCGGCGCCAUCUCGGCAAUAAAACAGCAGCAGCUAGCGUCUAGACUAUUUCCAUUCCCAAACGGAAUUCUAUGGUCGAACAGCGGUCCUACAGCAUAUAUGUACGGUUUCACGACCCACUUUCGUUGCCAGUCACGUUCAGCGUUACGCCAAGCUCAAUCCAGCCAUCUGUCUCUUCAGUAGCAGGGAGAUUUGCAUUUCUAUUCAAAGGAUUGACUUUCACUACAAGAAUUUUUUAAUCCAAUCCAUUUGAAAAUGGCCGAUUCUGAUGUUUCCAAAUCUGGUGAAAAGGAAGACAACGCAGAAGAAAACCAAUCUGAGCACUCGUCCAUCAAAACCAUCAUAGUGUCACACGCUCUGGCCGCAGUGGCUAAAGUCGUUGGCGAAGAUGAACUGGCCAAACAGUGCUUGGAGGGUGGCAGCAACACGGAAACACCGGAAGAGGCACCAACCGAUGAUGAAGUCAAAGACAAACACGACACUCAAGUCGUCGAGAAAGAAGAAGAAGAAGAAGUCAAAUCAGAUGUUCGAUCGACGGUCGUUCACGCCGCCGGGGCUGUUGGGGGACUUUUGGGCGGGUCAAUCGGAGCGGCUGCAGCGGGUGCCAUUGUCGGAGUCGUUUGUGAUGUGACCACGGCCAUCGUCACAGGCGGAGAAGAAAUGACUGGCAUUUGUGAAAUCAUCAAAGAUCCAACUAACAAGGAAGCCUGGGUCGACGGAGUGUCGAGUGUCGUCAGCGACGGACUGGCAGGAGUCGCUGGGGGCCAUCAGACGGAAACUCCGGCGCAAACUGAAUCCGCAACUGAUGAGCCAACAGAAAAACCCAAAGAAGAAGAAAAACCAAAAGUCAAGUCAGCACCAGAACCGAAAAAGAGUUUCAAAAAGAAGAGCAGUAAAAAGUCGAUGGAUGUCGAUACAGAUCCAGCAGACCAAGACCUUGUGCGCAUCUACGACAUUUCCCCACAGACAAUGAGGAAGGUCCUGAAAGAGGCCGGAAUCGCUCUGCCGGAUUAUCAAGGCGGUCGAUCAGCGUCUGACCUCGUUGAAGAAUUACAGCGACUGAUAGAAACGACUAAAAACGGGUCGUUCAUUUUGCCUUCCUAUUUCCAAUUUUUCGACAGUCUGCACGAACUGGUGACUGUCCAUAAGGCGACGAUCGGCAACACGAGUCCGUCGUCCAUCACGCUCACCGUCGCUUCGGCAUCUGUGUGCUUUGAUGAAACUCUGAAACGCUUCAUAACAAAUCUCCUCCUGCCCAUUCACGCCACCAACAAAGUCCCGCUGGAAGAAGUGGCCAACGACAAGAAAUUCCACUGCAUCUACCGAUUUCGCUGCACCGUUUGCGCCCGCCAGGGGAAGGAAUUCAAUAGCGUCGGUCGAUCAAAGAAUUUCAAGCCCCGGUUCGAGAGCCACACGGGAAAAACGUUGCGGGAUUGGAUGGAUCGCGAGGAGAGGAUGUCGGCCCUGCAGAAAGGAAAUCUACUCAAAGGAUUCGCCCGCAAAACGUCGUCUGCUCUGUAUGACCAUCCAUCGCACAGUCACCCCGACGUGGCAAAGUUUAGCGACGUGCUCGAAAUGGACGUGGUCCACCGUUUCUCCGACAGCGACAAGGACAAAACGAUUCGGAGCAGCUGGGAAUUGUUCAACCAGUGGCUCUUUAAAUCAACUGAAAACGAAACUGACGGCGGCCCUUGAGUGCUGAUUCCCAAAUAACGUUGACGUUCUCAAAUUAGCUUUUUCUGUUUUGAUGCGGCCAUUUUUUCGUUUCUUUGCUCAUUUCAUUUUUCGCUUCAAUAAACCGAGACAUUUUCCCUUAAA
Molecule: messenger RNA, 2226 nt
Organism: Daphnia pulicaria
Lineage: Eukaryota; Metazoa; Arthropoda; Branchiopoda; Diplostraca; Daphniidae
Exons: 2
Coding region: 664-2103 (479 amino acids)
Source: RefSeq, a predicted model, not a curated record